UUGUCAACACGCGUUCUGGAAUAAACAGUUUGGGCUCUCUAAACCAAGGCAACCAUCUGCCUACUUUCUCACAGCCCCACAGGAAAAAAUGCCAUCCAAAAUUUACCACUACAACAUAAAUCAACAAUCUCACGAUGGCUUCUAAAGGUGGCAACCGAAUAGACACCGCGGACGGGAACACUGGCGCGAUGAACACCAAAAAAACUGGAUCCGACAAGUUGAAAACCCCCCGGGUAAUCAGAGAGGCUGCUAGAUAUAAAGUCGCCCUUGAAAUUCAUGGAGAGCAUCUUGAAGCCCAUCGCAAUCAGCUGAAAGAGAUCCAAGAGAGGCACAGCUUGGUAAUUGACGAGAUCAUGCCUAAAUUGAGCCUUAUGGGAGAGUCAUUACAAUCCGGGAUGGAAUCCAUGCAGCUAAAGGUUGAUCGUCUUCGUGAUAUUCGUUCGGAAAUCGAACGUGACCAGGCUGCAGAGAAGAUUAACGCGAAGCCAGUCGUGGACGAGACUCCGCCCCAGAGAAUGACCCUAAAUCCACAAGUACUCCAUGCUAUGGGGCUUCGUGAUCUAUCGAAUCUGGUCAGUCGCGAAGUAAUCAAGCUGGUCUGUGAGCUGGCUAUUCGUGGCGCUCCUGUCACAACUCCUUCUACAACACCUCCUCCUCCCGCGACGCCUCCUCCAGCGACGCCUCCUACCACAGUGCCCCUUAAUACAUCUCCUCCUACGCCAUCUACUAUUAUACAGCCUUCUCCCGAAUUACCCCCUGCUUCUUCGCCGCAGAAGACCUACAAAGAGCGACAGAAGGAGAGGCGUAAGCAGAAAAAGGCAGAGAAAGCAAAACAUCAAAAGGAACAAACUCUCGAAUCACCAACUGUCGAAGUCAAUACGAGCCGCAGAGUCAUGAAGGAGAAAAAGCUAGCCAUGAAGAGGCCGGUGAAGAGACUCCGUUCGCGCCAAAUCAAGGAAGAGAUGAUGGGAUCGCGUACAGUCAAGGUCAUAAGAGAUAGGCUAUGGGAAACGGGACAGGCGAUCCGUUGGGCCCCUUGUCUUCUCGUAUGGAUGCGCUCGGUUGAGAAGUUUGACAUGGAAACUCGUUGGAAACUACGAACGAGACCGUACGCGUUUUUUUAGAUGUAUCGGCAUAGGACUGAAAGUCCUGAGAUUAGUCACGUAUAUUGUGUACGUUUGUAUCUCACGGCGUAGGUAUUUUGAUGCUUUAAACUACUUACGUAUCAUGCUAGUAGUCGCUCUUUUAUUAAUGUAAUAAUUUGUCUUAUAGAUCUCUUUGUUGCCCCCUGUGUUUUCUACAAUCUUAUCAGUG
Molecule: messenger RNA, 1314 nt
Organism: Daldinia loculata
Lineage: Eukaryota; Fungi; Ascomycota; Sordariomycetes; Xylariales; Hypoxylaceae
Exons: 1
Coding region: 135-1124 (329 amino acids)
Source: RefSeq, a predicted model, not a curated record